Molecule: messenger RNA, 1356 nt
Organism: Diaporthe citri
Lineage: Eukaryota; Fungi; Ascomycota; Sordariomycetes; Diaporthales; Diaporthaceae
Exons: 3
Coding region: 1-1356 (451 amino acids)
Biological process (GO): carbohydrate metabolic process
Molecular function (GO): hydrolase activity, hydrolyzing O-glycosyl compounds
Source: RefSeq, a predicted model, not a curated record
AUGGUGAACCUACUUCGCUCCCUCUCGCUGCUGCUCUCAGCGGGAGCGGCCUACGCGUCGCUCCAGAUCGUGCCCGGGGCGACGGUGACCGGUGCCAACACCGGCGCCCAUGUCCAGGCGCAUGGUGCAGGAGUCAUCGAGGUCGAUGGGACGUACUACCUGAUCGGCGAGGACAAGACCACGGGCUCGGCGUUCCAGAACAUCAACUGUUAUUCAUCCAAGGACCUCGUCUCGUGGACGUAUGUGGGCGCGCUGCUGUCGCGCACCGCGUCGGGCGACCUGGGCCCCAGCCGGGUCGUCGAGAGGCCCAAGGUCAUCUACAACUCUUCGACACGAAAGUAUGUUAUGUACUUGCACAUCGACGAUUCUUCGUACGGCGAGGCCAAGGUCGGCGUGGCGACGGGGGACUCGGUCUGCGGCAAGUAUACCUACAUUAGCAGCUGGCGGCCGCUGGGGUUCCAGUCGCGCGAUAUUGGGCUGUACCAGGAUGAUGAUGGGAAGGCGUACCUGCUGACGGAAGACCGUGCCAAUGGCCUCCGGAUCGACGCACUCACAUCGGACUACCUCAACGUCUCGUCCGCCGUCUACACCUUUGGCAGCUACGAAGCACCAGCGAUCGUCAAGAAAAAUGGCUACUACUUCCUGUUUGCGUCGAAGCUGACGGGAUGGAACGCGAAUGACAAUGUUUACACAUACUCGACGAGCCUCUCAUCCGGGUGGUCUGCUUGGGCGACUUUCGCAACCGCGGGCAGCAACACAUACACGUCGCAGACCAACUACGUCCUGCCCGUGUCUAACAGCCUGACGAUGUACAUGGGCGACCGCUGGGUGUCGACCAACCUGAUGGCGUCGACAUACGUGUGGCUGCCACUCACGUUCUCGGGCACAAAGGUCACGAUGGCCAACCAAGUCAACUGGAUCCCCAACGUGGCGAGCGGCGGGGCCUGGACGGUCGGGCCGAGCGAGAGCCAGGCCGAGGGCGAGGCAGCCACCCUCACCAACGGCGCGAAGACGGUGACCUGCAGCGGGUGCAGCGGGGGCUCGGCGGCCGGGUAUAUUGGGGGCAGCACGGGAGGCACGGUCACGUUCAACGGGGUGGUGAGCAGCGCGGCGACGACGAGCUCGAUCCGGAUCAAGUACCAGAACGGCGACAGCUCGCAGCGGUACGCGGACGUGUCGUGCAACGGGGUCAAGCAGAAGGUGGCGUUCCUGCCGACGGCCUCGGGCAACGGGACGCCCGGGUCGAGCGUGGUCAACUGUGCGCUGCGGUCGGGGAGUGACAAUGUGGUUGUUGUCUCGCAGACCGACGGGACUUAUGGGCCUGACGUGGACAGGAUCAUGGUGCCUGCGAGCUAG